UAUUUUAACACAGAAGUAGAUCAACAAAUGCUGAGUUAUAAUCCAGGAAUCUACAACUGCUCCAUCCCUAACAUCUUCCAAGCUGAUCUCCAAAAUCUGCAGAAGCUCUGCACAGGGUCCAGGCUGCCCUCAGUCCCUUUGCGUCACCUCUCCAAACUGCAGUCAGCUCAUGGGGAAACCUUUCUUCACUUUGCAAAGUCACAAUCAUACAUAGAUGAUAUCUAUGUGGCCUGGAUGGCUCAGGAAUUGAAGACGGAUUUGUUGGCUGAAUCCUGGCAGCAUUCUGGCCGAAAACUUCCCUCAAAUUGCUCUCUUGACUACCAUGUCUACAACAUUAACCUAAUAGGGACACCAUUGAAUUCCAGUUUUUAUUCCAUUAAUGAUCAUUCCAAAUGGGCUGUUUCAAAGGAAUACAAAGAUCAGUGGACCUGCAUUGGAGACUUAAACCGCGCUGCCGAGCAAGCUUGGAGAAGUGGUGGAUUCAUCUGCACACAGAAUGAACACAUCUACAAAGCAUUCAGGCAUUUGAUAAGCCACUAUGAAAGUUGCACUGAUGCUUCCACACUGAUAUAAUGAACCAUUCCUUUGAAACAGCACAGCCCUUGUUAUAGAGAAAGCCUAAGAAACAUCUCCUUUAAACUAUAUUUUCACUUUGAAAAAUAGCCCUGCGAGUCACCAGCAGUGUUAGACCUUCACCUUGUUAGCUAUAAAAGCAGGUGGUUUGCAGGUAAAUGGUGGCUGUUUUUCUCUGGGUGGUGGACCAGCAGGCUCUCUGUGGUGCUGAGCCACUCUCUGCUCUCUCCUCAGCUCUGGGCUGUGAUGCUGCUGCACAAGCUGCACCAAAACACCUUGCUGUGAGCCACUGUGCAGAGGUGUCUCAGGGAAUUUGUGAGUGAUGUUGGGCUUGGAAUGGGAGGAACAACAGAAACCUCUUGUUAGGCUGUUGGGAAGGGUCACUUAGCAAGAGCAAAGUACCCCAAAAUGUUUCAGAACUGCCCAUAUUCCAGUCCCUGUUGUAAUCAGUGACAGCAUUUCUGCUCAUUUCAGUCAUGGUCAAUCUCUUAACGAGCUGAUGUAGCUGGAUACAGACAGGGAGUGGAGUAGAUCUCUGGAGAGGAAGGCUUAAUUUUUACAUGAUUAAUUUUUAGAGAAGAAAUGAGUUUAAAUCAUUUGUAACCAAUGGUUUGGGAUUAUUUCUAGUACAUAUAUUCAUGUCCAGCUAUCUUAAAAGCAAAUAAACAUGUCCAAAAUAGUAAUAAGCAAAAUAAAUGAAGAGCUAAAAUGGUC
Molecule: messenger RNA, 1287 nt
Organism: Calypte anna (Anna's hummingbird)
Lineage: Eukaryota; Metazoa; Chordata; Aves; Apodiformes; Trochilidae
Gene: DNASE2B
Product: deoxyribonuclease 2 beta
Exons: 3
Coding region: 28-573 (181 amino acids)
Biological process (GO): apoptotic DNA fragmentation
Molecular function (GO): deoxyribonuclease II activity
Source: RefSeq, a predicted model, not a curated record